UGUAAUCUGAUGAAAAGGGUCGUCAGCCAAACAAAUUCCUUAAUGCAAAUUGGUAUAUAAUUCAUCAGGUUGAAGGGUGAGUUAUUAUUCUUUGCGCUUUGCAAUGAUAGCAUGGUAAAUUAGAAAAUUAUCAAACACGUGCAUAAUGCAAGUUUACCAAUCAAUCAAUUGGGGAAGCGAUGAAAGUAAGCAACUCGGCUCUUAGCUCGAUUGUAUUAGAACUGGAAUUCAGAUGUAGUUGUCCAAAACUUCAGCUGAUGUAGACGUAGGAGUUUUGGUACCGCCAUUUCUACAAGUAUCGUAGCAGUUGUGUCAUCAUAUCAUGUAAGAUCCUACUUUAUCGGUCACUGAAACUUGUCUUAAUCUUUGUAGGCAAGGAACCUUUUUAAUUAGCGGGUUUGUCCUGGUGGAGAAUCUAUUCUACUUCACAUAUUAGGUUGGAUUCCUGUAUUCGCCGUAAAAGCAAAAUUACAUUUUAAGCUUUCUUAAUCUUUGCAGGUUGGACGAUAUGAUCCUAUCUUCACGUGAUAGAGAUAGAUAGAAGAAGAAAGUGGGGUUGUUCCGUCCUGUUCGGGGCGAAUCCGUGCGCGGGGAACAGAAAUCUGCGCCCCAUUUAGAAGUGGCUAGAUUCAAAACUGUAGACCAUGGAAAAAAUUAUUCAUUCUAAAAGGGUGUCAUGCUGCUCUUGUUUUGUUUUUGUUUUUUUGAUCUAUACAUGCUGUUAUUUUUACAUCUCUAACAAUUGCUUAGAAAUUCAAUAACUUUUUCCGAUAGAUGGCCCAUGCACUUGAAUUUGCCAAAUGAAAACAUGGAACAAGUAUUUCACGUUCAUACCAUUAGGAAUGCCUUAUUUCUCAAGAAAACUAUGUCCCUUCUCCUUUUGUUCUUUCACAACUUCCUCACCGAUCAAACACCAUAAAUCUUUUCUCUCCACCUCUACCCUCCAAAACCCAGAUCCUAUAUCAUUCAAUGACUCAAACAAACCACCUAAUAAUACCCACGAUAACAUUCUCAACAAAUCUUCACCGUUUCAUCACCAUAAUAAUAAAGUCAACGAUGUCAUCCUGUCCAACCAAGUUAUUACUAGCUUUAUCAGAUCAGGUGACCUGGAUUCUGCUCUUGAACUCUUCAAUAACAUGACAAUUAAAACCACAGUUACAUGGAACUCAAUUUUGGCUGGCUACUCUAGAAAGCGCGGAAAAAUGAAGAAUGCCCGUGAACUAUUUGACAAAAUACCUGAACCAGACACAAUUUCUUAUAACACUAUGUUAGCUUGUUACGUGCAUAAUUCUGAUAUGGAGAAAGCUCAAGCUUUCUUUGAUUUAAUACCCAAUAAAGAUCCAGCUUCUUGGAAUACAUUGAUAUCCGGUUUUUCCCAGAACGGGAAAAUGGCCAAAGCGCACAAGUUGUUCUUGCAAAUGCCUUAUAAAAAUGUUGUUACGUGGAAUGCUAUGAUAUCAGGGUAUAUAGCAUGUGGGGAUUUAACUUCAGCUUGGAAGUUGUUUAAAACUAUGCCAGUUAAGAAUGUUGUGGCUUGUACAGCUAUGAUAACUGGGUACAUGAAACUUGGAUUCAUAAAGUUAGCCGAGAAAUUAUUUAAAGAGAUGUCAACGGACAAUGUGGUUACAUGGAAUGCUAUGAUUUCUGGUUUUAUUGAAAAUUCUAGAGCUGAGGAUGGUGUGAAGCUGUUUAGAACAAUGGUAGGGUUUGGAAUUAGGCCGAACCCGUCAACUUUGAGUAGCCUUUUGUUAGGUUGUAGUGAGUUGUCUGCUCUACAGUUGGGAAGGCAAGUUCAUCAAUUGGUUUGUAAGUCUCCGUUGGCUAGUGAUAUGACUGCUGGCACAUCAUUAGUUAGUAUGUAUUGCAAAUGUGGAGAUUUAGAGGAUGCUUGGAAAUUGUUUCUUGAGCUUCCAAGGAAGGAUGUAGUCACAUGGAAUGCAAUGAUUUCCGGUUAUGCUCUACAUGGAGCAGGUGAGAAAGCUCUGAGGUUGUUUGAUGAAAUGAAGAAGGAAGGAAUCACACCGGACUGGAUUACCUUUGUUGCUGUAUUAUUGGCUUGCAACCAUGCUGGUUUUGCAGAUCUUGGGCUUAAAUAUUUUCACUCUAUGGUGAGUGAUUAUGGAGUUGAAACUAAGCCAGAGCACUACACAUGUAUGGUAGAUCUUCUUGGUCGAGCUGGUAAGUUGGAUGAUGCUGUAGAUUUGAUAAAAAGAAUGCCUUAUAAACCUCAUGUGGCUAUAUUUGGAACUCUUUUGGGUGCUUGUAGAGUACACAAGAAUACAGAGAUGGCUGAGUUUGCUGCCAAGAACUUGCUUGAUCUUGAUCCAACAAGUGCGACUGGUUAUGUUCAACUUGCAAAUGUUUAUGCAUCUCUGAACCAAUGGGACAAUGUUUCCAAGGUUCGAAAAUCAAUGAAAAGCAACAAGGUAGUAAAGAUCCCUGGGUACAGUUGGCUUGAAGUUAAGAGUGUAGUUCACAAGUUCAGAUCAGGGGAUAGGGCACACCCAGAACUGGCUUCAAUAUAUCAGAAAUUGAACGAACUAGAGAAGAAAAUGAAGUUAGCAGGAUAUGUUCCAAAUCUUGAAUUUGCAUUACAUGACGUGGGUGAAGAGCAGAAAGAGCAGCUUUUGCUGCAGCACAGUGAGAAGCUGGCAAUUGCAUAUGGCCUAAUCAAAUUGCCAUUAGGGACUCCCAUCCGGGUUUUCAAAAACUUGAGAGUAUGUGGUGACUGCCAUUCUGCUACAAAGUACAUAUCAGCAAUCGAAAGAAGAGAAGUUAUCGUCAGAGAUAGUAUAAGGUUUCAUCACUUCAGGGAUGGUUUUUGCUCCUGUGGUGAUUAUUGGUAGAUUUGCAUCAGACAAUCGACGUCUAUGAACAUGUUCUUCCUAAUAUGAAGUCCUUAAUCUAUGAAAACACAAAACUUGUUAAAGUGCAAGGAAGAACUUGGUUAUGCUUAGUCUUACAUGAGAAGUGCAUCUGGCUAUAUUCAACCGGUUGAAGUUAAUUUCAAAUAUAAGUUGUUGGGAAUACAUUGCUUUAAGUUGGCUGCUGAAUAAGGUUUGAUUUUGUUAUGGAGGAGAAUAGGGUAAUUGAGGUAAUGUCAUGUGUUUCACGAAGUCAUAUCGGGUGGUACACCAGAAUUUGAGAACCGACUUCGUUGCACUAAACCUAGCAUGUUUGGGAACAUAAAAUGGCAGGCACCAAGGGAAAUUGAUUGCUCUGGCAUGCUUCAAAGGCUGCUUCUUGUGGAACCUGAGAGUACGUGGAAAGCUGUUCAACAAUUCUCAAGUGAAGAAGGGAUAGGACUCGUGUUAAGAGGUUCAGAGCAAUAUCAAAUCAGGUUGCCUGCGAACCUUAUUCUAGGAGAACAGCUUUUAACCCCCAGUGUACGGUCAGAAAAUAUUGCAACGGAGCAAAGUUGCUAUACAAACUCUGCUCAGAUGUGAAUACCUGGUAGCCACACUGCCAGAGAAUUCUCUUGCCAGCUUUCGUAGGACAACUUUGGAUGCUUUGUGUAAUUACUCCAUGCUCGUUCUAUUUUCAUUUUAGAUUAGAUUUGAACAGUUAAUUUAAGGGCACCCUUUCUACUUUUGUUGAUGUCAAUUUGGACUUGAUUUCAGCAAUUCUGUUUGGGAGCAAUUUUUACAGAAAUAGAGCCUACUUUCUUAAGACAAAACCACCUUUCACCAACAUCAAA
Ricinus communis (castor bean) is the source of this 3697-nucleotide messenger RNA. RefSeq names its product pentatricopeptide repeat-containing protein At4g16835, mitochondrial. Lineage: Eukaryota; Viridiplantae; Streptophyta; Magnoliopsida; Malpighiales; Euphorbiaceae. Gene Ontology annotation, molecular function: zinc ion binding; RNA binding; protein binding. The transcript is spliced from 2 exons. The coding region runs from base 801 to 2846 and encodes 681 amino acids. The record is from RefSeq and is a predicted model, not a curated record. Gene Ontology annotation, biological process: RNA modification.